This is a messenger RNA of Megalops cyprinoides (Indo-Pacific tarpon), 3700 nucleotides long. Its product is annotated as connector enhancer of kinase suppressor of ras 2. Gene Ontology annotation, biological process: regulation of signal transduction. Gene Ontology annotation, molecular function: protein binding. NCBI's taxonomy places the organism in Eukaryota, Metazoa, Chordata, Actinopteri, Elopiformes, Megalopidae. The record is from RefSeq and is a predicted model, not a curated record. The transcript is spliced from 24 exons. Bases 1 to 3216 code for a protein of 1071 amino acids. Gene Ontology annotation, cellular component: cytoplasm; membrane.
AUGGCAUUGGUAAUGGAACCUAUAAGUAAAUGGACACCUAAGCAAGUGCUGGAUUGGAUGAAAGGCCUGGAUGACUGCCUCCAGCAGUACAUCAAGAACUUUGAGAGGGAGAAGAUCAAUGGGGAGCAGCUCCUGCACAUCACCCACCAGGAGCUGGAGGAGCUGGGCGUCACCCGCAUCGGCCAUCAGGAGCUCAUCCUGGAGGCAGUGGACCUGCUAUGUGCGCUGAACUAUGGCUUGGAGACAGAGAACCUGCGCACACUCUCCCACAAGCUCAACGCCUCUGCCAAGAACUUGCAGAACUUCAUCACGGGCCGGCGCCGGGGCGGGCACUAUGACGGCCGGGCCUCACGCCGCCUGCCCAAUGACUUCCUAACCUCAGUGGUGGAUCUCAUCGGGGCGGCCAAGAACCUGCUGGCCUGGCUGGACAGGUCCCCAUUUGUCAGCGUGACAGAGUACUCACUGCUAAAAAACAACAUUGUUCAACUGUGCCUGGAGUUAACCACCAUAGUGCAACAGGAUUGCACCGUGUACGAGACGGAAAACAAGAUCCUGCAUGUGUGUAAAACGCUGUCCGGAAUCUGCGACCACAUCAUCUCACUGUCCUCGGACUCUCUGGUCUCCCAGUCCGCCCACCUGGAGGUGGUUCACCUGACCAACAUCAUGCCCAGCGAAGGCCUGGGGAUGUACAUUAAGUCGACCUAUGAUGGCCUUCAUGUCAUCACCGGGACCACUGAGAAUUCUCCUGCUGACCAGUGCAAGAAGAUCCAUGCUGGGGAUGAGGUCAUCCAGGUCAACCACCAAACUGUGGUGGGCUGGCAACUGAAGAACCUGGUCAACGCUCUGCGGGAGGACCCAAAUGGAGUCAUCCUCACCCUGAAGAAGAGACCGCAGAACACCCUGACUUCUGCUCCCGCCUUGCUCAAGAAUGUACGCUGGAAACCCCUCGCCCUUCAGCCCAUCUCCACCAGCCCCACCAGUAACUCCACCACCCCGACGGGCACCAUGGGUGUGCCCUCCAAGAUGGAGGGCUCCAGCAUGCACGACGUCUUCAUCCUGUCUCCCGUUUCUGGCCUCUACGGACCCAGGGACGACAUGGGUGUCAUGUCCUGCGACGACAUCAGCAAGUACAGCAUGGGCAAGGCGAGCAUGAAGGGCUCUGAGUCACCCAGCUACUACCUCGACCAUGAAAGCGGCAAGUACUUCACCCUGGUGGAGGGCGAGGGCAUGCCCCCGGGGCAGGAGUACGACAGGGGCCGCUCCACAGGGGUCCGGAGGAGGGACAGGACCCCAACUCACGGUGACCUCAGGCCAGUUUCCAUGCCGACGGAGUACAACUGGAUGGCGGAGACAAAGGAGCCCAAUAUGUACAAAAGGGGCAGCAGAGACUCUGAUAACUCCCUCCUACGUUACCUGAGUGACGACAAGAUCCUGGUGAUCCAGGAGGAGCCGGAGGUGCGCGAGUGCAAGCGGGACACGAGCCGGCGCUCACGGAAGAAGGGCAAGAACCCCAGCAGCCCCAGCUAUCCCAUCAGCCCCUCCCUGCUGGCUCCCCCUGUCAGGCUGGACUCAGGACCCCCCGAAGGGCUUCCCUUCCCACUGCCUGAGAGCAACACUGUGCCACUUUACCAUAGAACCGGGGACACGCUGAGGGCAGAGACGGACAGGUAUGCUAGUUCUGGCAUCGAAAGACAAGGAGGCUCAUCCAUGAGGAAGUCAUUUCACUACGCCUCUUUAAGGACGAAAACCAAAAAGAGAACCAAAGGGUCUCUGACCAGCGCCAGCCGCAGGCGGAUCUCUUGCAAGGACCUGGGCCAUGGAGACUGUGAGGGCUGGCUGUGGAAGAAGAAGGAUGCUAAGGGCUACUUCACCCAGAAGUGGAAGAAGUACUGGUUUAUCCUGAAGGACUCUUCACUCUACUGGUACACCAACCAGAAUGAUGAGAAGGCAGAGGGCUUCAUCAGUCUCCCUGAGUUCAGGAUAGACAGAGCAAUUGAAUGCCGACGGAAAUUUGCCUUCAAAGCCUGUCAUCCCAAAAUCAAGAGUUUCUUCUUUGCCACAGACUGUUUAGAAGAGAUGAACAGGUGGAUGAACCGGCUGGGGCUGGCAGCCAUCGGGUACACGCCAGAUGACAAGGUGCCACGCCCCGACGAAGACUACUGGAGUGAGAGCGAUCAGGAUGAAGUUGACGGCUCCAUGACCCUCAAGCAGGACGGCCCGUCACCAAUGUGUGACAGCUACCACCGCACCCCUUCUGUCAACUCCUCCAGCCCCUUCCCCGAGCCCAAACAUGGACGUCACUUCUCCAGUGAGUCCACGUACUCUCACUCCUCGGCAGAGGACUCGCGGCCGGACGCUCCUGGCAGCACCCACUCGUCGGGCUGCCGUUCCACAUACCGCGAGCGCCGCUCCUGGCAGGACCUGAUCGAGACGCCCCUCACCAGCUCCGGUCUGCACUUCCUGCAGACGGUGCCCGCUGAGGGCGAGGGUGGGGGAUACGCGGGCACCAUGGGGGGCGGCCGCCCAGCCAUGUCGCCCGAGCACCGGCGGCAGGCCACGCUGCCGGUCCAGCGGCGGCACCGGCCCGACCGCGACGGGCCCUUCCCCCUGGUGGAGAGCGAGGAGCACGGGCUGCACACCCACCGCCGCGCCCAGAAGCAGAGGAGCCAGAGCCUCCCACGAAACCGCGAGGGACGGGGCAACAAGGCCAGCCUUCACCUGACCGGGCCCUCGGAGGAGAAGAGUGAAGACGACGAGGUGCCUUUCCGCAAGCACAACAGCACCGGCAAAGACGAGAGCCAGCACGAGGAGCGGGAGGGGAUAGACGGCCUGCAGGAGCUGUACCGCUCACUGGAGCAGGCCAGCCUGUCGGCGUUCGGAGAGCAGCGGCCCUCCACCAAGCAGGAGUUCCGCCGCUCCUUUGUCAAGCGCUGCAACGACCCCGUUGUCAACGACAAGCUGCACCGCAUUCGUGCCCUGCGCAGCACACUUAAGGCCAAAGAGGGAGACCUGGCCAUCAUCAACCAAGUGCUAGAAGAGCCUGCCCUGACCUCUAAGAAGUUUCGUGAGUGGAAACAGCAGCACCACGAGCUGUUCAUGGACAUCUGCGAGUUCAGCUCCAGCCCCAGGGACCCCCACAAUGGGGCCAGCGAGCUCUCUCCAUUGGCCGCGCCCCUUAUGACGCACACCCACUCCUUCAUCGAGACGCACGUGUGAGGUGCCGGGGGGAGGGACCGUUACAGGACUCCACUCCUUCCUCACUCCUCCGACCCACCUACCAUCCCUCCCUUCCUUGUGCCGGAACUGACUGACCAACCAACCACUGUAAUAUGUGUAAAUACUGUACCGAGGACAGACAGACCAGAGUUGUGGUGUAAAUACACAGAGGAUGAAAUCGAGAAAAGCCCCGCAGGGUGCCCACUGCAUGUCUGAAGAGAAAGUAUUAUCCUUCAUUCAUCUUCUGAGCUCAGAACAGAAAAAAAAAACUUAACAACAAAAAAAAAGAACAAUAGAAAAUCUUUCUGGCUUUUGCUGUUGCAAAGUGUUAUCUCUUGUUGAUUAUUUAUUUCUGUUAUUUCUUUUGUUUUUUUCCUUUUUUUAAUUUAGUCGUGCUGACACCAGAGGGAGAUAUGUAGCAGCAAUAUGGAGGAGCACCAUUCCCACCACAACACUGUAUAAUUCUGUACUGAAUUUCACAGUC